Messenger RNA from Rotaria sp. Silwood2, 280 nucleotides. The record is from the annotation of a GenBank genome assembly. Lineage: Eukaryota; Metazoa; Rotifera; Eurotatoria; Philodinida; Philodinidae.
AUGAUGAGACGUGGAUUUACCACAGGACAGAUUCAUCGCAAGUCAACAAAUGCAAGCUGGGUUGGCGAAGAUGAAUCACCAACUACUAUUGUUCGUCGAGGUAAAUUUGAACCAAAAAAAUUAUUUUCUAUUUUCUUUAAAUCAAAUGGUCCUGUUCUUAUACAUGAUGUUAACGAAGGCAAGACUAUAGAUCACAACUAUUAUAUUGAAAAUUGCCUCAAGCCUGUCGUGAAGGAAAUAUGGAAACAAAGAAAGUCAGCAGGUACAAAAGGUAUAAAAU